CUUGUGUGGUACUUUUAAUAAAAAAUGGUUUACGAUAUAAAAGGUAAAAAUGCUCUUGUUACUGGUGGCGCUUCCGGUAUUGGUUUGUGGUUUGUGAAGGAAUUAUUAAAAUCAGGCGCAAAUAAAGUUUUUGUUUUGUAUUUGCAUACUGAAAAUGCAGGAGAUAUAAGCAAACAAUUAAACAUCGAAUAUGGCCGUGAAUGCACUUGUUUCCAAAAAGUAGAUGUUUCAAAUGCCACACAACUAGAAAAUGCAUUCAAAACAUGCAUUAAUUGGUGCGAACAAUUAGACAUUGUUAUCAACAAUGCUGGUGUUAUGAAUGACGGAAAAUGGGAAAUGGAAAUCGCAAUCAAUAUUAAUGCAGUAGUUCGUGGAACAAAAUUAGCCUUCCAAUAUAUGGGUAAAGACAAGGGUGGAAAAGGUGGUAUUGUCGUAAACCUUUCCUCAAUUCUUGGCUUACAACCAUUGGCUGGAUGUCCAAUAUAUGUUGCAACCAAACAUGCAUUGAUUGGAAUGGAUCGUUCAUGGGGUACUCCAUUCCAUUAUAAUCGUACAGGAAUUAAAGUUUUAACAAUGUGUCCGGGUGUGACAGAUACUCCUUUGAUAUCUGAAGCCCAUGGUUUACAAGGAGACGAUAUUCUUGGUCGUGAGUGUCAACGUGAACUCGAUGCAAUGCCCACACAAUCACCAGCCCAUGUUGCGCAAAGUAUGAUGGCAAUGAUUACAAAAGGUGAAACUGGAUCUGUUUGGAUUUGUGAAGGCGGUCAACCAAUCUAUGAAGUUGAAAUCCCAGACAGAUUAACACUCAAACGUAAAAAUUAAAAUACCAAAGA
Molecule: messenger RNA, 833 nt
Organism: Chrysoperla carnea
Lineage: Eukaryota; Metazoa; Arthropoda; Insecta; Neuroptera; Chrysopidae
Product: 15-hydroxyprostaglandin dehydrogenase [NAD(+)]-like
Exons: 6
Coding region: 25-822 (265 amino acids)
Cellular component (GO): cytoplasm
Molecular function (GO): oxidoreductase activity, acting on the CH-OH group of donors, NAD or NADP as acceptor
Source: RefSeq, a predicted model, not a curated record